AUUUCCGCAACAAAUAGACGAUACUGAUGAUCACUGGCGAACCUCGCACAGGUCAGUGGAUGCGAACGAGGCUACAGACCUAAAGAGAUUUGUUUACUUCCGGUUCGUGUAAGUAUCGGCGAGCCAGAUUGAAACCCGCAGAGAGACUGUAUGGAUAUCUUCCAGACAUGGAGCUGAAUGACAAAGAACAAAUAGUGAAAUCAGAACUAGAAGCUUUUCUUGUAAGACACUCUUUGGGAGAUGCGAUACGAUCUAUUGAUGAAAUUGUUUUGAAUUAUGUACUUGGAAUUCUGGAAGACCUUGGAAGCUAUCAAAGUAUGGAGGACACAGAAGAUGUGGAACUGUUUGCGGAAAUGAUGGAGGCAUAUCUUCCAGGGUUUUCAGCUGUCAGCAUUCCAGAGGUGUGUCAAUGGAUGUUCAACAUUGCAGAAAAGUUGUCCACUGUGCAAAAGUCAGCCUUUUCAUCCACCACUGAAAAGGACGAGAAUGCAGAAGAGAGAAAACCAAAUCUAACUACAGCUAAAGUAAAGAUGAAGUCUUCAUUCCAGCAGAGUGGUCAGCAUAACCAUCCUCCCUUAUCAACAGGCAAGGACAGAUGUCAUGAUGGUCAAGACAUGCUCAAUGUUAACUUGGAAAUGGACCAGAAUCAGCUCAGCCUGUUGCGUGAACUUUGUCCGGGUGCAAGCCAGGCGGAGUUGGAAUGUUGUUUUCAUCUGGCAGGUGGGAACCUUGAAGAAGCAGCACAGGUUCUUCUCUAUCGGCAAGAAACUGGAACAGCUAUCUCUGCAACAGCAUCACAGCCACGCAAGAAAUCUUGUUCAGGGGUCAGCCAUGGUUGCCAUAAUGAUGAAUCACUGAAAGAUAACAUUCUUGCAAAGUACUCCUUUGUGGACACAAAUGAGGACAAGAGAACACACAAACCAGCUUUACUAACAAAGGAAGAGAAGAAGUUGGUUCGAUAUCGAGAUGGCCAGGUUGUCAGUACCAAAGGAGAACGUUUCAGUGAAGUCAAGCGACAAGAAUCUGAAGACAUGAAGAAAACUUAUGUGUCUUUAAAACCUGCUCAGAAGUAUCGGUUCCAUUAGUCUGCAAAAUGAUACAGUUAAUAUUUUACUACCCUGACCAGAAAAAUAGAAAUAAAUUUAGUAAAAAUGAGUUUUGUAACAGGUAAAGAUGUUGUGAAUCAGCAAUGCCUAAGUAGAUAUUUUAAAAGUUUAGGUGAUCAAACAGAAGUGAUUUGAUGCAAAGGUUUGUGGUGUUUUUAAUAACUAAGUUUCAUUGCUUUAAAACAUUUUCCAAGUUACAUGGUCCAUGGAUUUGCCUGCCAAAUAGAUUUAAAAACAAUGUAUUUGUUGUAUUUUCCUAAUAUGAACUUUGGUGGAUGUUGUCUGGUUUUGUGUUCAUAUAAAUUUUUAAUUUUUCCAACUGCCAGAUACAUCAAAAGUUUACAUUUUCAUAAUUGUUAAAAACAAAAACAUUUAAGAAUAAUGUAUAAAUACUUUAUAAAUAGCAAAAGUAUUUUUAAAUUAGAUAGUGGCUUAAAACAGAUGAAAUAUUUUGUAUUGUGUAUUUUGUCACUAAUUUUAUCAAACCACUCAUUAGUUAUACAAUUUAUAGGCUUUCUUGUCCAAAUCAAAUUUUUUUUUAACACUUAAUGUGUUACCAAAAUAUGUUAUAGACAUAAAUAUUUGUAUUAGUUUUCCACUUCAGUGACAAUGGUCCAGAUUGGUGCUAAUAAUUCCCCUAUCUUCUUAGAAAUGGAAUGGAUCAUCAACACAAUGUCAGUAUUGCAAGUCAUUUUUUUUAUAUCAAACCAUGUCCUGAAUGAGGUAGAGAGUUUCCAUACAUGCUUAUUUUUCUUCAGAAUUUGUUGUGUUCAUUUCAUUUUGUGCAUGCUUUGUCAUUUACAUUUUAACAAGUUGUCAUAGUAUACAUAUUGCAUACAUCCUGCUUUUUAUUGUUGUGUUUCCAAGAUGUGCUCUCUGCUCAUUGUUGCAUGCUGGUCAACACAAGAGGUUAAUAUUUUCAGGGUAUACUAUGUGGGUCUGUUCAGCUGUCGUUAUGAAAAGGUGUUUAUUGUAAUUUGAACAUUCAGUUAUUUUUGUCCUCAGUGGCAUUUUUCAUGUAGCAAAGCACCAGCUGCCGGCUUAGUAGAACACCUGGCAGACAAUUAUUAGUUGUCCUUUAAAAUUUUACAGGAAUAUUUUUUUUCCAGUUUAGCAUAGAGUAUAGCUGGUACUUGGAAAAAUACAUAUUAUUGACAGUUCCUGUUAAUUGAAAGAAAAGAGAAAAAGUUUUAAGUCUCUAAUUGUAUCUGUACAGUUGUUUCAACUGCCCUUUUAUUUAAUAAACUCAACACAGCUGCUUACGACACUUGUAGGGUAAACAUUAAUAAGAUAUAUGGCAUGCCAUGCUGGCGAUGUAUUAACUUAAAAAAAAAAGAAAAAAGAAGAAGCAGAA
Pomacea canaliculata is the source of this 2460-nucleotide messenger RNA. Its product is annotated as CUE domain-containing protein 2-like. The coding region runs from base 168 to 1085 and encodes 305 amino acids. NCBI's taxonomy places the organism in Eukaryota, Metazoa, Mollusca, Gastropoda, Architaenioglossa, Ampullariidae. The transcript is spliced from 8 exons. The record is from RefSeq and is a predicted model, not a curated record.